Molecule: messenger RNA, 5424 nt
Organism: Candida tropicalis MYA-3404
Lineage: Eukaryota; Fungi; Ascomycota; Pichiomycetes; Serinales; Debaryomycetaceae
Gene: UBR1
Product: E3 ubiquitin-protein ligase
Exons: 1
Coding region: 1-5424 (1807 amino acids)
Biological process (GO): ubiquitin-dependent protein catabolic process via the N-end rule pathway; protein ubiquitination
Cellular component (GO): cytoplasm; ubiquitin ligase complex
Molecular function (GO): zinc ion binding; ubiquitin protein ligase activity
Source: RefSeq, a predicted model, not a curated record
AUGAAGCCAGAUGAUCUUAAGAGGCGUUUGGUAGAAGUUCCACAGAAAUUGCACUUUAAAGAUUCAACAGGAAUUCAGCACUAUAUUUUUAAAGUCCUUUACUAUUCAGCCACCGACGAUGGUGAAUACUUACAAAGCUUAUUUCCCAACAUAUCUAAUGAUGAAGCCUAUGAUAUAACCAACAUAUAUGAUGUUCCUGUUACAACAGAUCAAAAAGAGCCAUUCUACAAACAAGUCAAAUCAGAUUAUACGCAUCCCCCUGACAAGGCAUGUGCAAGACCAUUUGCUGAGGGCGAGAAAGUUUAUCGUUGCCUGGAUUGUGGAUUUGAUGAGACAUGUGUCUUAUGUUCCUAUUGUUUUAAUGAAAACGAUCAUUUGAAUCAUAACGUGACUGCCUACACGUCGCGCGGAAACAGUGGUGGGAUUUGUGAUUGUGGAGACGAAGAAGCAUUUACUCAACCAUUGAAUUGUAAAUGUCAAUUGACAAAAGAAGAAGAUACCGAAGACGUAGAAAAUUUGGAUGAAACUUUCGAGUCAUUACAAGAAACUAUGACCAUUGCUUUAGAUUACGUUUUGGAUGUUACAAAUUUCACGAUAUUGACAUUGCCUUUUAUUCAUGCAGAACUACGCAAGGCAUACCCGGCGUUGAGUUUAGAGAAAUUAUCCGACUACUCAUCUUUACCUAGUGAAUCUUAUGGUGGUGCAGAAGAUAUCAAUUCAACUGAUAAAUGGUACUUGGUAUUAUGGAAUGACGAGUUUCACAAUGUGACAGAAGCAGUAGAUGCAAUUAAAGCAGGUACAGGAGUCAACGAUUUCCGUGCUCACCAAAUUGCAAAUAAGAUUGACCGUGAAGGUUUUUGCUUAUUGAAAGAAGGAGUCACUCCAAGAGUUCUUGCACGUUCCAAAAAAUUGGUUGAAUCAAAUGGCUUAGUUGCAACAAUCGUCUCCGCUCGUGAUUUUUUAAGGGAGAAGAUUUGUGUAGCUAUUCUAAACUGGAUUAACGCCGUUUUGAAUUCUGAUAACAUGCAAAUAAGAAAAUUUGCACAAUCUUGUUUUGCAGAAUUAUUGUUAGACUCCAGUUUUAAGUUUUCGAAAGUUCUCUCGGAAAAGCUACUUUCAGAUGCAUUUAGAAUAUCAUCAGAUGACGAAAAGCGAACAUAUUUUGAGAAUGGUAUACCUUAUGAGGGUAAGCUCGUGAAUUUAAAUUACCAAGAAUUGAAGCAGCCAGUAGAGGUAUUGAAUUUACAUGAAUCUAUUACUGAUUUGAUGAAUUCUAAGAUACAAUUGGGUGAGCUUAAAGGUUCAAGAUUACAGUUGCUUCUAGCCUUCCAGAUUAGAUUCCCGAAGAGUAUUCGUAAGCGAUUGGGUACUUUACUAGUUCCGUAUUUGGUUAAAACACCUGAGCUCAAACAAGAAUUUGCUGAUCAAGUUGUUGAGAUGUAUCCCACAUUGUUGAAUAUGCAAGCACUCAGUGACAGAGAAGAAGAUUUGAAUCUUCUUCAAGAUAUAUCUUCACAAUUGUUUACUUGUCCCCAAACCGUUCGUAAAAUCUUAGACACAGAUAGAAUUGGUUUCAUUUUAGGACCAAUUACUAAGCUCAUUGAAGAACACAGUUCUAAGUUUGAUGCAACAAAAGGUUACAAAGUUUAUUCCGAACACCUGAGUAGAUUACCUCCUGGAAGAGGAAUCAAAAAGGCUGUUAGUUUUGCAUUCCACAGUUUAUCACACUUUUUCAAUCCUAGUAUUUCUGGCAGCAGUAUGAAGAACUUUUUGAAACCACAUUCUAUUAGAUUGUUGAUUUUGUUGUUGCGUAAUUUCCAAGGGUUUUCACCAUUGGUUAGAAAAUACGGUGACCAUGUUGAAAGAGAUAUCGUUGAUCUAGCAAUAUAUUGGAACUACACGCUCCCAAUUUUGAGUUCCAUGCAGAAUUUAGCAAUUACAUUGGGUGAUAUACCCGAAGUUGAUGGUGCUGUUAUACAGAUUCUCGAUUUCUUAAUUAAACAACCGAAAAAAUUGAAGCAACCAGGAGUACUUGAAUUCCGAGUAAGUAAAGAGCCAGUCAGUUUUGUCAAUCCAUUGAACACAUUAUUGUCAUUCUUUUUGGAGUUCCGCAAUAUUAAUAAUUUUGAAACGUUGUUGGAAGCAUACAGAGCAGACUUGGUUGCUAUUACAGAUAUUUCUUUGAGAAGUAUAGUAUUAGGCUCACAAAUAUCCUCUGGCUUCUGGAUCAGAAAUGGUGCCGUCGCUUCUCGUCAAGCCACAUUGUAUUUUGGUGCGUACUUGCCAGAAUUUACGUUUAUGCGUGAUUUCCAUUUGAACCAAAUUGGUGUUUUGUUUGAAGAACCCGAGACAGCAUUAAUGAAUUUCUUGGAAAGAUGGGAAUUAUAUCCGUGGUUCAAGAAUGAAGUAAAGUUCGAUCAGACUAUUUACGAGGAAAGAUUUUUCCCUAUAGUAGAAAGAUUCAUUUCGUUUGCUUACAAUUUAUUUGUUGACAGAAGUCUUUUAAUCGACGAGUCACCGGAAGAAGCACGACUCAAGAAAUUAAAGCGCUCCAUUGCGUAUGGUUUGUGCGAGGAAGCCAUGGCCUAUACCCCGUUAAGACAAAAGCUCGACUCAGAUGUGAAAAAGCUCCAAGAAUUUGACGACAUAUUAUUUGAAGUUGCCGAUUACCAACCCCCAUCAGCAUUAGUUGACACCGGGUUGUACCGUUUGAAAGAAUCAAUGUACAAAAACUUGGAUCCAUUGAGUAUUCUUCUUGAUCCGGGCGAUUUUCAGGUUGUAUCAGAAGUCUUGCUCAAGUAUACCAAAAAGAAGAAGGAUGACCCGAAAGUAUUGACUCCUGUCAUCAUCGAGUCAGGAGAUAAAUUGAUUGAUAAAAGAAUUGGUGAUUUUGCAAAAACCUUACCAUUCAUCAAGUUGAUUUACAAAUUUUUGCAAGUUGCAAUUGAUACUGCCAAUGAAACAUAUCUUCCACAUUUGUUGCACUUGAUACAUGCCAUUGUUUUGGAUGAUGAAAAGAUACAUGGUAAGGAGUAUCUUAACGAGAACUUUGUUGUCAUUCCAAUAACUGACUUGUUGCUUACUAUCGUGGAAUCCAAAAUGUCCAACUAUGUUUGUGAAAAAGCCGAUUAUUUGGUUGAUCAAUUCAUUAGUAAAGACAAAAGAAUUGUUGACAGCUUGGUCGAUUGUUUUGGUGAGGAAUAUAUGCAGACAUAUAAAAAGAGAAAGACCAAUUUAUUUGAGUCUGAAGCAGAGAGAAAGAAAAGACAAGCUGAGGAAAGAAAGAACAAAAUAUUAAAGAAAUUUUCGAAACAAAGAGAAAAGUUUUUGAACCAAAAUAAAGAUUUGACUUUUGAGACCAAAGUUGAUGAUAAAAAUGCCGAUGAUGAUGAUACGAAAUUAACACGUACUUGUGUUGCAUGUGGUGAACUUGAAAGUUACGAGAAGCCACUUGGUAUCAUGUCAAGUAACACAAAGGCAUCUGUAUUUUGGAAACUUCCUCGACACUCUUCUGAGGUUUUAUCUGUUGGCUAUAAAGAAUGGGAUAAGGAUUCGUUGUUGCAUACCAAUCCUGAUGAUUAUGGAGUUGGUUAUGAGUCGCGUGAUUUACAGAAAUUGUAUAACAACGAGUUUGAAGCACGUGUAUUAUCCACGUGUGGUCAUAGCAUUCAUUAUGAUUGUUUAGCAAGUCGAACCAUUGGUAUUUCACAAUAUCCUUGUCCAUUAUGUCAUAACUUGAACGAAUCAUUUUUGCCAUCUUAUGUGGGAAGUUUGGAUUUAGAAGUCCCUAGAGAGAUGCUUUUUGGUGCGCCAAAGCAUUUAAAGUACAACCAAAUUGUGCAAGAUUCAGAAUGUACCUUAAAGAGAUUAGACUUGUUGCGAGUUUUUGCUAAAUCUGAAUACUUCCUGGAAUCAAAUGACGCUCUUAAUAAUAUCGUUAUAACGACAGUAAAAUCAUUACUGAAGAAGAAAUAUUCUUAUGCCGGUAGUAGUUCUCGCGAUGGAGAUUAUGAUCGAUUAAUGAACUUGGGUAAUAUUUUGGCUGAUACCAUAAGAAUGAACGAAAUUGCAACGAGAUUAAAUGGUGCAGAAGGGUAUACAGACUUUUUGUCCCAGAUUCCCGGUUCUACAAAGACCCUCUUGCUUUGUUUUAUCCAGCUUCGGUUGGUUUAUGAAUCAAUGUCAUUUGCACGUUCACCAGAGAAGAAACCGAUUGAGUUUGCUGCAGAUGUGAAGAAGUUUUGGGAUUCUGAUGUUCUUCUUGAUAGUGUAUUUAACGAAGUGAUUGUCUUAUUUUUCCAAACUGACGAGUCCUUAGCCACUUUAGCCAGAUGGGGUAUGGCCAAGAUUUUCACCAUUGCUGUGUAUUCAUUGCUAAAAAGAUAUGAAGACGACGAGAACUAUUUUAAUUCCAUUAAGUCUGGCUUAGGGGAAGAUAUUGCGGCCAACGAAGAGUCAAUUGAGGCAUUUUAUCAGUUCUUAAGCAACUUGUUGUUCUCCAAUGACAAAACUGUAACAGGUUUUAACAAAGAUAUGUCAGUAAUAAUAUACCAUGCUAUAGAAAGAAUAUUGGGUAUAUUUUUACGUCAAGUGAUCAUUUUUGAAGACAUUUUAACCAUAAAGCCACAAGGAGAAAAUACCUAUGAGAGUAUUCCCGAACUUGCGCAGUUGGCUGAAAAGAUUGAAUUACAAACCAGAUUAAGUGAUACGAAAGCAUUGACUGAUGUACUUCAAAUUCCAUCAUAUGAUGAAAUGAUCUUAACAUUACACCGAUCUAGUGAUGCAUUAGAAGGUAACGUUUUUGAUAUUGUAUGGAAUGCGAAAAUUCCAAAACAUAUGAACCAGAAGAUUUUGACAUUGGAUUAUCCAGGAAUGGUUCAUUUAACUAGUUUACCACUUGAUUAUUCUGCAUCAGUUUUGAAAGCUCCACAUGGUACUUCUCGUGAAAAUUCCAAAUGUUUACUGUGUGGUAAUUGGAUCGAACAAUCAGCAACAAUGACUCAUAUGAUGAUAUGUACUUCCCAAACUGGUAUUUUUUUCAAUCCAAUCAAUAAUAUGUUUAGAAUAUGUGUUUUUAUUGGUCAUAGUCCAAUUCGUAUUGAAAUCCCAGCUCCAUAUCUUACAAAACAUGGAGAAGUUAAAACUAAAAGUUAUACUGGGAAAGCUACUUUGAAUGAAUUUAGAUUCCAUUAUUUAAAUAAGUUAUGGGCAACACAAGGGUUAUAUGGAUUUGUUACUAGAAACUUGUUUGGUUCUGGUAUUGAAUUAGGUGACGUCAAUGUCAAUUUUAAUCGAGAGUUUGAAGAUGAUGACGAAGAUGAUGAUGAAGACGACGAUGGUGAUGCGUUUGUUCAAUUUGGUCCCGAUGUUGGAUUAGAAGAGGAUGAUGAUACCUUUGAUGAUGAUAAUAUCAUAAUGAUGUAA